AUGUAUAAAGUACUCACAUCAUUGUGGUCUAAACCAUCAACAUCUAAAAAUAAUAAAGCUCGAUUAUCAUCUGUUAAUUCAUCGGACAUAUCAAUUGACGAAGAUGAUUGGGUUCUUGUUUCAGAUAAUGUAUCAAAAGUAACUUCACCAAAUGAUUAUAAUAGUAUAAUGACAAAUAGUUGGGUAGCAUCACCACCUUUGAUGAGAACUGAUGAAUCAUCAUUUGCAAAUAGAUCGUCAUCACCAACUACACAUCAUUUUAACCCAAUUGAAAAUCUACUUAUCGAACAUGCGAGUAUGAGUGUUUACGAACAAAUAGCUUCGCGAACACGUUCUAAACGUCAUCGAAAAACUGUUAAUAAUAAUCUACUUGAUGAACAAGUUGAAGAAGAUAAAGAUGAUGGUGAUGAUGAUGAUGAUCGGUCGUCUGUUGUUCUUCAAUAUCCAUCUCAACAUCCAAAUUUAUCUUCAAUUCAUCAUCGAAAUUUAAAUGCAUCAUUAUGUCAUUCAACAAAUUCAUCAACAUCAACACUUGAAUCAUCAACAUCUUCACUUAUGGCUCAUCAUCGUCAUUUACAUCGUAUGCAUCAACGACGACGACGAUCAGUUAAAACAUCAUCAAAAUUAAUUUUAACAAAUAGUAUUGAUGAAACAAAACACACGUCGAAUAAAAUUCUUGAACGACAACGUUUAAAUCAUGCUCGUACACCGAAACUUUUUCUUCAUCAACCAUCUCGUUCAAAUCAUUAG
Messenger RNA from Rotaria sp. Silwood2, 750 nucleotides. NCBI's taxonomy places the organism in Eukaryota, Metazoa, Rotifera, Eurotatoria, Philodinida, Philodinidae. The record is from the annotation of a GenBank genome assembly.